GAAAAGGUCAACAAAUAGGCCAAGUCGGGACGGAAUCACGAACCAGUACUUUCAAUAAGAAUGGGCUAUUUCUACACUCUUUCUUGAUCUCUUCAAAACAUCUUUCUCACCCCUAGAAAAGCUUACUUUUAUUUUAUUUCACAAACCAUAUCUUGGUAAUGAUAGAUUUUUCAAACAAUAAAGAAAAGGAAAAGAGAAAAAAAGCUUCUGAAAAAGAUGCAAGCCAUUCUAGUACAGAGAGUCUUUCCUAUCAUCAUCAAAAUAGGCAGUAGCGGUACUGUUUUUAUUUGCAUCAAUGUUAUAAGUAAACUGUAAAGCCACCAUCAUCUCAGUGCUUCCCGUGACUCAAAAAAGUUAUAAAUCAUGGCUUUGUAUUUAUCACUCGGUCCCAUCUUUCAAACUCUCUCUCUCUUUCUCUCUCUCUCUCUCUCUCUCUCUCUCUAUCUUCUAAAUGUAAAAAACUCAAGUUUCUAUAUAACCAACCAACCCACCAAACCAAACCAUCUUCCCUAGAGAAAAAGUGGUUCAUUUUUUAAGGCAACCAAAAGUGAAAGACUAUCUAACAGUGGAGUUUGAUUUUUACCCUAGAAGAAAGUUAGGUGAAGCAAAAAGCUUUAAACUGAGCGUCAAUGGAAAGGUUUGAGAGGUACGGUAAGAAGAGAGUGAUGGUGGUGGUGGAUCAUACAUCUCAGUCCAAGCAUGCUAUGAUGUGGGCUCUAACCCAUGUUGCUAAUAAGGGUGACUUGUUCACUCUUCUUCAUAUUGUUUCUCACUCAAACAGGCUCUCUGAAAUGCCUUCUGAUUCUUCUUCCUCUUUUCUUGCUAACUCUCUUGGCUACCUCUGCAAAGCUUCUAGACCUGAGGUGGAAGUUGAAGCACUAGUGAUUCAAGGCCCAAAAGUAGAGACAGUUUUGAGCCAAGUGAAGAAGCUUGAGGCAUCUGUUUUAGUAGUUCCCCAGAAAAAGCCCUCUCUGUUUGGCUGCUUCUGUGGGACCAGCAGCUCAGAGCAGCUUGUGGAACAGUGCAUCAACCAUGCAGAUUGCUGUACAAUUGGGGUUAGAAAACAGACCAAUGGCAUGGGAGGUUACCUUAUCAACACCAGAUGGCAGAAGAACUUCUGGCUCCUUGCUUAGUUGUACAAACAAAAAAAAUUCACCAAUGCAAGAUCUGAUGUUUCAACCUAUCAUCAUCCUUCAUGUGUUAGCUCUAAUCUUAAUCUUAACCCUGUAACUAAAAGCUAGAUGCUCUUUACAUUGUAGAACUCUUCAUCAAAGUUGAAUGUCUCCCGUCAGCAUUUUAA
Messenger RNA from Benincasa hispida (wax gourd), 1300 nucleotides. RefSeq lists its product as uncharacterized. The record is from RefSeq and is a predicted model, not a curated record. Lineage: Eukaryota; Viridiplantae; Streptophyta; Magnoliopsida; Cucurbitales; Cucurbitaceae.